Molecule: messenger RNA, 1500 nt
Organism: Fusarium vanettenii 77-13-4
Lineage: Eukaryota; Fungi; Ascomycota; Sordariomycetes; Hypocreales; Nectriaceae
Exons: 3
Coding region: 1-1500 (499 amino acids)
Molecular function (GO): monooxygenase activity; heme binding; iron ion binding
Source: RefSeq, a predicted model, not a curated record
AUGUUGCUAUCAACCAUGUUUGACUUUUUCCAGCGUUCUCCUUCUGGAGAAACAAACACUCUUUCUUUGUACCUCCAGACCUUGCUCCUCGGCGUUGGGACUCCGGCAACAAGAUGGUUUCUUGAAGGGUAUCAGAUGGUCUUGAGGGGACUGAAGACGGUAUCUGGCCCCUUCCAGGUCAUGACUGGCACUGGUCCCAUUCUCGUCUUGCCCAACAAUUAUGCCAACGAAGUCCGGAACAACCCCCACCUGAGCUUCAAUCGCUUCUUCGACAAGGACUUCUUUGUUAAAUACCCCGGCUUCGAGGCGUACAAGACUGGAUACCAAGAUGGCACCUUUAUCCAGGAAGUCGUCCGAACCAAGCUCACCCAGUCAUUGGGUUUGGUUACUGAUGAUCUCGUUGAUGAGAUGACCGCUUCUGCACACGAUCUCAUUGGAGAAGACAAGGAGUUCAAGGCAGUCACGCUCAAGGAAGUCAUCUCACUGAUGGUGGCAAGACUUUCGUCUCGUGUCUUUUUGGGAAAGAAUCUCGCUCGAAACGACCGCUGGUUGCACAUCGCCAUGCACUACACACAUGAUUCUUACUCUGCGGCCGCUGAGCUCCGCCAAUGGCCUUUCUUCCUUCGACCUUUUGUCUACUGGUUCCUUCCCCUGUGCCGGAAGCUACGCCAGGAAGUCAAGGACGCCGAUGCUUUGAUCAUGCCCGAGGUAAACAGACGCAAGGAGGCUGUCCUGAAGGCUCAAGCAUCUGGUGAGAAGCCACCUCGAACUUCGGAUACUAUUGGCUGGAUGUUUGAGAUCUCUCGUGGUCGCGACGUCAACUAUGUCUAUGGUCAACUUUUCCUGAGCUUUGCAGCCAUUCAUACCACCACGGAGACCAUCACCGGUUGUGUCUUGGAUAUCAGCUCUUAUCCCGAGAUUGUGCAACCGCUGCGUGAGGAGAUCAUCAGUGUCAUUGGCGAACACGGCUGGGCCAAGACGUCUCUUUACAAGCUGAAGCUUAUGGACAGUUUCAUGAAGGAGAGCCAGCGUCGUCACUACAUGGGCAUGACUUCUAUCCAUCGCCAUGCGGACGAGGAUAUCAAGUUGUCCGACGGUAACGUGAUUAGAAAGGGAAGCCGAAUGUGUGUCACUGCUGAGCCAUUCAUUGACCCCAAGGUCUAUCCUGAGCCUGAAAAGUACGAUGUGUACCGCUUCCUGAAUCUCAGAUCGCAGCCUGGCCAGGAGAACGCCCAUCAGUUUGUCACUACGUCUCCUCAGCACAUGCUGUUUGGCCAUGGCACUCAUGCCUGCCCCGGACGAUUCUUUGCCAGUAACGAGAUGAAGAUUGCUCUGUGCCAUCUCAUCCUCAAGUAUGACUGGAAGCUGUGUGAUGGCCAGACCGAGAGGCCCAAGAACCUUCAGGUGGACGCUGGGUUCCUUACAGAUCCCACUGUCAAGGUCAUGGUCAGGAGGAGAGAGGCUGAGAUUGACCUGGAUGUAGGCAUCGCGGAGGAAUGA